GGAGGAGGGCAGUCGCAUGUUUAAUAGCGUAACACUGCGUGGAGCGGCAGUCUGUCUGGGCAACGGCAGAGUUCAACGGUUUAGCUUGCCGUACCGGAGCUGCGGAGUAACGGCUACAAUACGUAGCUGUCAACCAAACUGACGUUACCUGUCACCGCCGAACUGGUCCAGUUUGUCCCCCAACUAACGGCAGUGCUUUUCCGAGCUAACCAGACAUUAGCAGGGGGCCUGUCUGUUUUUGAAUACCGAGUUAAGGUUACCAAACAGGCACGCCGCUUAUCAAGCAGCAACCGUCUCUUCCUGUGGUCUAUCCGCUUCAUCCAGAGGGAACCAGACGACCGCUAGUUUGGACUGAGACUUCAUGCUAGAUCCUCGCAAGUUGGACCAACUAGCUAGGUAGCUAACGUUUGUAGUUCGCAGUUAAUAAGCAGCCAGCAGGACACCGGCCGACUGUCCGUCCGUCCUUUUGUGCUAUGGGGUUGCUGUCACAAGGAUCUCCACUGAACUGGGAAGAAGCAAGGAAGUAUGCUGACCAUAUCAGAAAGCACGGCAUUAUUCAGUUCCUCAAUAUCUACAACAAGGUCAAGGAUCGCCAGAGAGAUGUGUUGAAGUGGGGUGACGAGGUGGAGUACAUGCUGGUGGAGCUGGACGACAAUGAUGAGAAGGUUCGACUGGUGUUGAAUGGUGGAGAUGUUCUGGAAACUCUCCAAGAACAGGGAGAAAAAAUAAAUCCGAAUCAUCCAACACUUUGGAGACCAGAGUAUGCGAGCUACAUGAUUGAGGGAACUCCUGGGCAGCCAUACGGGGGAACGAUGUCAGAGUUCAACACCGUGGAGGGCAACAUGAGGAAGAGACGUCUAGAGGCUUCGUCUGUCCUAAAAAAGAAUGAGAUGCUCUGCACCAUUACCUCCUUUCCAAGGUUAGGUUGUCCAGGUUUCACCAAACCAGAGUGCCUACCCACUCCUGUUGAAAAGGGAGUGUCAAAGUCUCUGUUUUUCCCAGAUGAGGCCAUCAACAAACACCCAAGAUUCAGCACUCUGACCAGAAACAUACGUCAUCGAAGAGGAGAGAAAGUUGUGAUAAAUGUGCCGAUCUACAAAGAUAAGUGCACGCCAUCUCCAUUUGUGGAGCACUUUCCUGAGGACGAUGGCGAAGCAGCAAGAGCAGCCCUUCCUGACCAUAUCUACAUGGACGCCAUGGGCUUCGGCAUGGGCAACUGCUGUCUGCAGGUGACAUUCCAAGCUUGCAGCAUUGAUGAGGCAAGGUAUCUUUAUGACCAACUAGCAACAUUCUGCCCCAUUGUGAUGGCGCUGAGUGCUGCCUCACCCUUUUACAGAGGGUAUGUUUCUGAUAUUGAUUGUCGCUGGGGAGUUAUCUCAGCCUCAGUGGAUGACAGGACCCAAGAGGAACGUGGACUAAAGCCACUGAAAAACAGUAAGUACAGGAUUUUCAAGUCCAGGUAUGACUCAAUUGACAGCUACCUGUCUUGCUGUGGGGAGAGGUACAACGAUAUUGAUUUGACAAUAGAUGAGGAGAUCAACAGGCAGCUGCUCGGUGCAGGGAUUGACAAGCUUCUGGCUCAACACGUAGCUCACCUCUUCAUACGAGACCCACUCUCCGUCUUUCAGGAGAAGUUACAUAUGGACGAUGAAAACGAGUCGGAUCACUUUGAGAAUCUUCAGUCGACCAACUGGCAGACGAUGCGGUUUAAGCCUCCACCUCCGAACUCCGACAUCGGCUGGAGAGUUGAGUUCCGUCCCAUGGAGGUGCAACUGACUGACUUUGAAAAUGCUGCUUAUGUUGUUUUUGUUGUCCUGCUCACUAGAGUGAUCCUAUCCUACAAGCUGGAUUUCUUAAUUCCCUUAUCAAAGGUCGAUGAGAACAUGAAGAUGGCGCAGAAGAGAAACGCAGUGCAGGAGGGCAUGUUUUAUUUCCGGAAAGACAUGUUUAAAGGCUGUAACCCGCGCUUGGAUGGUGCUGCUUCUGCACAGAAUGGCGUAGAGACCGAGGGCGGUAACGAGGAUUACACCCUCAUGAGCAUCGACACGAUCAUCAACGGAAAGGAGGGAGUAUUUCAAGGGCUUAUCCCAAUCCUUAACUCCUACCUGGAAAACAUGGAAGUUGACGUUGACACCAGGUGCACUAUUUUGAAUUAUCUGAAGCUCAUCAAGAAACGUGCCUCAGGGGAACUGAUGACCGUGGCCAAGUGGAUGAGGGAAUUUGUUGCAAAGCACCCUCAGUACAAGCAGGACAGUGUCAUUACUGACAAGAUCAGCUAUGACCUGUUUAAAAAGUUCGACAGGAUUGGAAAAGGCGAAGAGCAGUGCCCCGAGCUUUUUGGUAACCCAGUGAACCGGGUGAAAUGAGAAAAGGCUGCACACACACAUCAUAAUUAUUGUUUUUGAAAUCAUGCACGAAGAAGAAAGACCAAAUGAAAGAGGUCCAAUUAUAAGAAUGCAGCUGCAUGUGUGUGUUGUGAAGAAACACCUUCGUCACAUGUGUAUAAAUGCUGGAUGAGAUUUUUAUGAUUACAGAAUUAUUUUAAUAGGACUAUGAAAGGGUUAUGUAAUAGAGAAUCAGAUGUGUAUUUAUUUUUGUCUAAAAAAGUAAGCAUAUCUGUGUGAAAUUGUAAAUGUAGCAGAGUUGUACAGUAGGCUGCCUUGAAUCUUGUAUUCUGUAAAUGCUGAAACGUUUUCCUCUUUAAAUCAUUAACAUCAUUUGUUUUGUUUUUCUUACUUGUUGGUCAGAAUGUUAACAUUAGAACUGAUUUUCUUUAUGUGGCAUUUUGGUUUGCUUUGCUCUGCUGACUUCUUAAGGGCAGAAUAGUCGGGCGUACUGUGAGCAGCGCGGACUCCACAGAGUCAAGUACGCCCGACUACGUUCUGCCUUUAGUGGGACAUUGAAAUUAUUGUUGCAUUCAAAUGGAAAUGGAGAAGUACUGUAUGAAAUGUGUUGCUCUUUACAAAUAAAUCUAUAAAUCUGCA
This is a messenger RNA of Girardinichthys multiradiatus, 2984 nucleotides long. It is a transcript of the gene gclc, whose product is annotated as glutamate-cysteine ligase, catalytic subunit. The transcript is spliced from 16 exons. Gene Ontology annotation, molecular function: glutamate-cysteine ligase activity. Gene Ontology annotation, biological process: glutathione biosynthetic process. Gene Ontology annotation, cellular component: glutamate-cysteine ligase complex. The record is from RefSeq and is a predicted model, not a curated record. The coding region runs from base 474 to 2366 and encodes 630 amino acids. NCBI's taxonomy places the organism in Eukaryota, Metazoa, Chordata, Actinopteri, Cyprinodontiformes, Goodeidae.